AUGCCUGGCCUGGCAGCUUCACGGUGGGCACCACAAAAUGCUCAAUGCUCCUCCUCCCAGAACUCGCGAUCUUCCUCGUCUUCUCGGCGCUCAUCUGCUCGAUCUCCCACUCGACCGUCCUCCCCACCAAGGGUGACCUUGACUGUACCUCCUGUGACCAUUGCCUGCAGCACGAGCAAUGAAAACAACAACACGUCCAGUGCCGGUCCUUCUCCGCCUGCUGCCAUGUCGAAUCACGUUGCCAACAACACGAACAAAGGAAACAAUGGUUCUUGUCCGCAGCGUGAUGCGAAUUCUGCAAAGCGGGAGCUCAUUCGCUUUCACAAAAUCUUCCGCCGCCUGCAGUGGAAGCUGCGCUUUCUCGAGGUCGGCUACAAAGUGGCCAUCGAGCGCGAAAAGAUUGACCCGGCCGUUGUAGAUGAGAACGAAAUCAUGUUCAAGCUCGACUACUUCGAGUUCUUUAUGCUCAUGGAGCGCGCUAUCAUACACUUGCUGCUGGUAUUUGGAAUCGUCGUGGAGAGGGGGAGUUUGCUUGCUCCAGACAGCCACAAGGGCAACAAUGGCAACAAUGGCAUAGCUCAAAACAAGGACAAGCCAAAAGGCCUUGCGGCGAGUGCAUGGCGGACUGUGCAACAGCAUACUUAUCAUGCCAACGUGAUCGCCACGCUGAUGAAGAAGGACAACCCACUGCAUACUGCCCUCGGCACCGGCGAAGUGCUCCGUCAGUUACAGCGGGCCAAGGAGCUCCGCAACCGAUGGAAAACUGCGGGGAAUGAUGAGGAUGACAAAGUUCCCAGUAUUAAUGGUGGUAGUGACCCAAAUCAGAAUAUGACUAAUGCUCCUGAGACCGAGUGGCGACCGACCAAGAAAGUCCCUGCCCCCCUCGAAUCAUACCGUGUCCCAGAUAUCGUGAAUACCAUCCUCUGUGGCUUUGAUGCUGCGGAGGGGAUUGCCCGGCGUUAUGUUUACGAGCAGGAAUACAAGGCAGAGUUUGGGCAUGCUCCCUCAUCAGAAGAUGGAGAUAUCGAGAUGCGUGGGUUGGACGAUAAAAAAAUACGGGACUGGGCUACAGAGGUGGAGGAAGAAGAGGCGCAGAAACAGCGGCAAGCGUACAGGUUGAAGGAAAUAGAACGGAGGGAGAAAGUAAGGGAGAUGAAGUUACGCGAAUUGCAAUGGCAGUAUCAGGAAGAAGAUGAAGAGGAUCCAUGGGGCUUUAUGGUGGAAGCCAUGGAUUGGGAAGCUGUGUGA
This is a messenger RNA of Thermochaetoides thermophila DSM 1495, 1248 nucleotides long. RefSeq lists its product as uncharacterized. The transcript has a single exon. The record is from RefSeq and is a predicted model, not a curated record. Bases 1 to 1248 code for a protein of 415 amino acids. Lineage: Eukaryota; Fungi; Ascomycota; Sordariomycetes; Sordariales; Chaetomiaceae.